AUGUUACGCCCGUCGUCAGCGAGAGACGCAACCACAUGUCUGCGAUGCAACCUGCGCCUCGUGCUCCGUCAGAUCCAAUACCGCCGCUACCAAUCUUCGGAUGAAUCGCCUCUUCCAACUUCGGAUUUUGCUGCUUCCACGCCUGCGCCUUCGCCUCAAACAUCACAUCUUCGACUCGUUCGCACCCACGGAUACCAUGGAAGGAUUCGUGGCAAGAAGGGCGGCCAGAGGCGAGUCGAGUCGUCAGAGGCCUUGUCCAUUGAUAGUCUAGGACAGAGCUCCGAAGUCAUUGUUCUACGCGACUUGCACGAGCCCCGUCCAGAAAAGAAGAAGCCAGAGGAACACGCCCAACACCCAGACCAUGUCGAAGCCUCCGAGCCCAAGCCGCCUGUCCUGACCGGAAGGGACAUUGAAAAUAUGUCAGGCAGAAGAGCAACUCGUCCGAAGCCUCAAGAGGUCUUCGAGUCCAUCGAUGCAUUGAGGCCUGAAGAGGGUGUCCAUAUCUUCACCGAAGAUGAAUUUCGUCGCCAGAUUCAGAAUCUCCGUAAUGGCUACACUCUAAGUCAACUGAGAGGUUAUUUGCUUCACAAGACUGCCCCUGCUCAAUCCGCUGCCUCUAAUGUCAAAAGGUUGCGUCGUGGCUCGCGUGCCUCCAACGAGACUGCAUCUACCGAGAUUAGUAGCGGAGAAGGGGAAUUGCGGCAUCUCAAGCGAACUGCCUGGCAUGCCGGUACCACUCCCAUCGCCAAACGGCUGCCCACGGUUGGCCUCUCCAUGCAUCUGGGUCGCAAGAUGGACAGCAAAGACGAUGUCAUAGAGUCCAUCUUGCGUCAAGUUUGGGCACUCGGCAUUGAGGAAGAGCAGACAGCUAUGGGCGAGAUGGAGUUUUUGCUGUCACCUAUACAGUUUGGUCUGCUGCUCACGAAGAACUCCGACACCUUGCGGCCCCUGCUCGAGAGCUCCAAAUUCUACAAAAAUUCUCGAUUCCAGCUAUAUCAAGCCGACAACGUUAUUAGGAUCGUAGGCCCGAGGGCUGAGUCCGAGGCCAUUGCCCAUGUUCUGGCCGAAGCUUUCGCCCCUGCCAGAAGCGCCGAUAUUGACCUUGAAACCUUUCGCGCUGCUCUGCAAGAGACUUCCUCGUCCUCCACCCUGCGGGACAUAUUGACCCCUGCCCAAUUAAACAAUAUUAUGGCCCUGACAAGGACACACAUCCACUACAGUGUCAAUUCCAACCGCCUUCGCAUUGCUAGUUUCGUCGAUGUCGCCAUCAAUGAUGCCCAUCGUCUUCUUAUCGCUCUCUUGCCCUCCAACCCGCCAGUCAGAGUCACACACCUCUAUGAUUCGCACGAGGCUGACAGCUGUCGCCUUGAACCCCUCUCAGCAACUAAGGACCUACCGUCACAUGUUAAGAAUCGACAGCUCGGUCGCUGGGUCACCUCGUCGCCCAGGUCUGAGCGGUCUACUGCUGAUGAGAAUUCCUUGGGUAUUGAAUAUGGCAACCCCUCGCCAACCUGCCUUCGNAAUGUCGAGCUACCAAAUUUGCAUAGUGACAGCCCCAUCAUUCGAGAAGCUAUUGCCCUCAUGAAUUCCAAGCUCGACACCUCACACGAGGGCACAUCUGAGAUUGUGUCUGAAAUAUGGCCACCGAGGACUCUGUUCGCAUCUUGGAAAGCGAAUAUUGGCCUGUCGUUGCAUGAUCUUCAGAACAAAGACACCUAUCCCGGCGCUGCUGCUGUUUUCUCGAGUGUCGAAGAUCCCGCAACAUAUCCCAAGGAGGUUUUUGCCUCAAAAGUCCAAAGUCUCGUCAGCCUUCUGUCUUCUGUUCCUCAGAAGAAGUCAGGCCAAAUAGUCAGCGAAGGAUUUAUGCUCACGGCUCACCUAAUCCCAUCUCCUCUCGAGCAGACAGGUAUUCUGGCUUCGACCAUCUUUCCAACUGUGCAGCUUCGCUUCUUCCUCAAAGAGUCUACUCUACUAUCUUACGACCAAAAGCGUACGUCCGCCAUGCUUCCUGAUGGCAAGUUCCUCAGUUUCAAGGAUAUGCGCGCCGUACUCAGUACUGAAGCUAUACAGCUCAACCUGCCCUCGCAUAAUGCUGACAUACGGUUUGAGCGUGAUCACGAUCUUCUUUCACGACGCGCCAUGCGUGACCCCGGCAUCAGGUCAUUCAUUGAAGCAGUAAUCGAAAGUAUGACGAACGACGCCACUCUACGUGCACCCCCUGCUCUGCAAAUCCCCAUUCCUCGUGCGGUUAUCCGUAUUAUGAGUAAAUCACAUUCAGAGAAGCCGGGACACGCCGCUCUCAACCUUGAAACUCACACCGAGUCCGAGGCUGAGCAAUCAAUUCGUGUCAAAUAUCUUUUUGCUGGCUUCGAGUAUCGUGAGCCACGCAAUUUCAAUCUCGGAGCGCUUGGACCAGACUAUAGAGCAACUCUUCACACUGUCGAGGCGGGCGUAACAGGCGGACGUCGUCUCGCACUUGGUUUGCGGUCUACUCCGAGGUUCGAGCCGCGNAACAAAACACGAGCAAAGCUUGCUGCCAGAGAAAAGACGCCACAAGCGCAGGUCACCNNUAACGACAACAAUCUGUCGGUAAUGGAAAAGGUGGCCAAGCAGGAAAGAGGUGUCGAGCUAGACAAGGACCAGGAUUCUCGCGUCGAAGAGGUGGCGUCGGGUGAAGCAGCUGUGCAAGAGACUAUUGCGAUCGAAAAGCUGCAAUCGCAAAGUCGUGCUUUUGAUGCGCCUGUAGAGCAGGAUCGCACCGAGCAGAGAUUGGUUACAGAGACGGCUCCCUCGACUUCAAGCACGAUCGAGGCAGACACGCCUGAGCAGACCACUAAGAAAGCAGCGGCCGAGUCUGAGACUCGAGAAGUCAAGGCUGAAGAAGCAAAGACCCCUGAAGAGGAACCNCUGAGUGUCCGUCUAAGACGCAUGAUGGGUGGUGCCUGA
This is a messenger RNA of Aureobasidium uvarum, 2946 nucleotides long. Lineage: Eukaryota; Fungi; Ascomycota; Dothideomycetes; Dothideales; Saccotheciaceae. The record is from the annotation of a GenBank genome assembly.